GGAAGUUUCUUGUUUUAAUUUUAUUAGUAUCUUGUACGAAAAUUAAUAUGCCAUCCUGGUAUUAGAAACACGUUAUAUUUCUUGGCUCUGGUGAUUCCUAGUUAUAGGUGAAUGAAUCAGUAAUAAUAAUACAAACAUGGAGGCAUUGUAGAUUUUUAAUUUCAUUUUGCUUGCUAAUUGUGGAUGUUAUUAGAAUGACAGAAAUCCUUAGCAAUACUAUAGCUGAUAAAAGGAAAUUUAGUGAGUUCAUAUGUCUGGUAAACAAAUUGAUAUACUUAAUAAUUUAUGUCUUGUCCUUUUCCAGAAUUAUUAAUACAAUUUAACCUCAACUAAAUUAAUUAAACAUUUUCCCUUUUUGUGACCAGUAAAUAACACCCAUCGUCUUAUAGGGAAGUUAAAUUAUUUUCAUCCUCCCUGAUUGUUAGACAAUCAGUUAAAGCAUUUAAUAUUUUAAUUACAGUUUAAGGACAUAAUGGUUUAUUAUUCAAGAUUUGGGGGGUUUGCACUGUGGUUGCUUUGAAAGAAGAAAUUAAGUGUAUUACAAAGUGGGAGAGAUCUUUGAAGAAGAUAUGGGUUGAACUUCUAAGUAUUUAAAGUAAAAGGUGGUUGGAUGGAAACAGAAAUAUGUCAGGUUUUUGUGUCUCUUGACCUAAACUCUAAGACUUGGGCCUCAUUCCAUUAGAGGUCUGUUUGCUUUGUUGGUGCUGUUCGUGUGCAUUAUGAAUAUGAUGUUUUAUGUUAUGUUCAUGGAAAUGAGCAUUUUAUAAUAUGUUUUGAUCAGUAUUGAGAGUCUGCUAACGUAUAAUUAUCUUGCAUAUGCAUAUUUUAUCGUGGAGUUUAUUAAGUAUAUUAAGGAAUAAAUAAUACCCUUUCAGGCAUGAUAUAAGAUUCUCAGCCCCUUUGUUUUGGACUCAGUUUUAUCUUAUAUGCUUCUUUCAUUCUUUUCACUGGAAUGAAGAAUAGUAGUUAUGAUAUUAAAUGCAAAUUUUCUUUUUGAUCUGACAUGUUCAAAAACUAGUACAAUAGUAGAGUAUACUCUUAAACUUAAUAAUGAAACAAGUGGGAAUACUGAGAAGUUGUGCUGGAAAAAAAUAGUAAUCCUCAUCUUGUCAGAAUUUGCACAGCUAAAACCUGGCAUUAAGCUUUCAAACACUUUGUCAUUUCUCAACACCUUGGAUUUAGGGGGCUGCGCAGUUAAUUUGCACAGUAUGUUAAUCUUAAGGAGAAAUUUCUGGAAAAAGCAUGCCUUCUACAUGCUCAGAGGACAUUCAUGUUUGUUGAAUGACUUGUCUGUUGGUUGGUUGAAGAAUUUCCAGCCAUAUCUUAUGAAGGGGUAAGACACUUUUUCCUCCAGUUUCAUUCAGAAUUCAGAAAAAAAUCAAUAGGAGGGAACAUUUUAUGUUUCCCAAAUUACUGCUAAUUCAUUAGGAGCUGUGUGUUCAACUCAUAGCUCUGACAGUAUUAAGAUCCUGAGUAUUUUAAGAUCACUGAAUGCUGACUGAUUUGCCGAGGUUAAAUUAUUUGAUACUUGGAACACAGAAAUACCAGCUCUGCAAUCCGAAGUAACCCAUGAUGUUGAGUCCAUCCACAGUAAUGGCCGCGGCCUUACCCAGGACGCUGGGGGAGUUGCAGCUGUACAGAAUAUUACAAAAAGCCAAUCUGCUCUCUUAUUUUGAUGCCUUUAUCCAACAAGGUGGUGACGAUGUCCAGCAGCUCUGUGAAGCGGGGGAGGAGGAGUUCUUGGAAAUCAUGGCCCUCGUGGGCAUGGCCAGCAAGCCCCUUCACGUCCGAAGGCUCCAGAAGGCGCUGAGAGACUGGGUGACGAACCCCGGCCUGUUCAACCAGCCGCUGACGUCGCUGCCCGUCAGCAGCAUCCCCAUCUACAAGCUGCCCGAGGGCUCGCCCGCCUGGCUGGGCGUGUCCUGCAGCAGCUACGACAGGGGCAGCAGCGCCCGCGAGCCGCACCUGAAGAUCCCCAAGUGCGCCGCCGCCACCUGCGUGCAGAGCUUGGCGCAGGGCAAGGCCGACGCGGCGGGGAGCGUGGUGCUGCCGGGCCUCGGGGAGGCCAGACUCUGGCAGGGCCACCACGCCCCCGAGAGCGAGCACAGCCUCUCGCCCGCCGACCUGGGCUCGCCCGCGUCCCCCAGAGAGAGCAGCGAGGCGCUGGACGCGGCCGCCGCGCUCUCCGUGGCCGAGUGCGUGGAGCGGCUGGCGCCGUCGCUGCCCAGGAGCGACGCGGCCGACGUGCGGGAGCUGCUGAGGAGCAACAAGAAGCUGGCCAAGAUGGUCGGCCACAUCUUCGACAUGAGCGACGACGACCCGCGCAAGGAGGAGGAGAUCCGCAAGUACAGCGCCAUCUACGGCCGCUUCGACUCCAAGAGGAAGGACGGGAAGCACCUCACGCUGCACGAGAACAUUUUUGUGAACAGAAUGGGAUGCCCGGGUAGGAAGGAAGUAAAUGCCUGUUUUUUUAUGAAAGGAAAACAAGAACUAAUACUAAGAACAACCUUGUGCCAGCUCACUGUUAACGAAGCGGCUGCUCAGCUCUGUGUAAAGGAUAACGCGCUGCUGACGAGAAGAGAUGAACUGUUUGCCCUGGCCAGGCAGAUUUCUCGAGAAGUCACCUACAAAUAUACCUACAGAACCACUAAGUCAAAAUGUGGAGAAAGAGAUGAAUUAUCCCCGAAGAGAAUUAAAGUGGAGGAUGGAUUUCCAGAUUUCCAGGACUCUGUGCAAACGCUCUUCCAGCAGGCCAAAGCGAAGAGCGAAGAGCUUGCUGGCCUUGGUUCGCAGCAGCCUGAAAAGGUGAUGGCAAAGCAGAUGGAGUUCCUUUGCACCCCAGCUGGCUAUGAGAGACUGCAGCACGCCGAGCGGAGGCUUUCGGCGGGGCUCUACAGGCAGGCCUCCGAGGAGCACAGCCCGAACGGCGCGGCUUCUGACACCUCGGAUGGGCAAGGAGAAAGACCUUUGAAUCUUCGAAUGCCUAAUUUACAGAACAGACAACCCCAUCAUUUUGUGGUGGAUGGAGAGCUGAGUAGACUUUACUCCAGUGAGGCGAAGUCCCAAUCAGAGAGUCUUGGGAUUUUAAAAGACUACCCUCACUCAGCUUUUACGUUAGAAAAGAAAGUCAUCAAAACAGAGCCUGAAGAUUCAAGAUAGCUGUGAUUCUCCCGCUGUUCUCUGGAAAUGGCAAUUUAAGGAUAAUGCUCCAUCAUAGAAAUAAGCCUUAAUAACCAACGUUGCCUCAUUCAGCUCAAACAGAUUUCAUAGCCAAAGCAUAAGGACUGAUACAUAGUCUGCGGAAACCAGGAAGAUAACACAGCAGCCACAAAGGAGAAAAUUGAGAGAAUGUUGCAGUCUGUAACAGAAAUACUGAUCCAUUCACAUUCCUGUGUAAGUUGUUUUAUGUGGAAAAGCUUACAAAUUAAUAUUGUAAGCAUUCAUUAUUUAAGAAUGUACAAUGUAUUUGUGUAAUUUAUAGAAGUAAAAUCUAGAUGUGGAGACAUGUUUGGUCCAGUAAAUGUGGAUACAGUUUAUUUUACUUGAAAUUUCACUGUCUGUUUUAAGUGUGUUUAGCAUAAAUAUUCUUAUAUGUUAGAGUUUAGAAUCUUUGCAGUCAUAAAGAAAGUUUAAGCAAUGUAGUUAUUGGCAAGGUUGCAGUGGUUUUGGACAAAUGGAAAGCAAAUGCUCAAUUCAAACCAAGGAAAAUAUUGUGGAUUUAAUAUUUGAUAAAACCGACUUUGUUUAACAGGAAAUGUGUCAUUUUUGGAAGUAAAAUGUCACUUUUGCUGGCUCAGGCACACUUACGCAAUUAAUAAAUUCUAAAGUAAAGUUUAAAAGAUGAGCAAGAGAGUAGAAAAUCUCUCUUAUGUGGUUGAUUCAGAUUUUAGUAUAUCAUUCUCUCAUCAUAAAAAUAGGAAGCUGGUCCUUGGACAGAGAACUUGAAACAGGUGAACUGAUGUGUAAAAGCCGUGACUUAAACAUUGUUGUUGAAGAAUGUGUUGAAUAGAUUAAGUCUCAGUAAGUUAACCCCAAAUGUGAUAAGGCUGGUCACUGUCAGAAAGGCUGUCAUACAAAAUCGAGUCAGCACCACUGUAUGUCUGGCCCUUCUUGGUGUCCUGGAUGGAGUCAGAGAAAGUAGGCGUCUUGCCCUUGGGGAGUGUCUUCCCACUCAGACGGUCCCAAGUGUGGACAAUUGUUAUAUCCACAUUUGCAGGCAUAAUUCUGUGGAGGUUUAGUUGACACCUGGAUUAUUUAUUUUACAGUUUUGUGUACCUUUCAUAUUUGCAUAUGCAGUUUUUCUUUAAAUUCAUUUUAGCUUGAAAGUCUCUUUCAAUUCCCCCUAUUUAAUAAAUGGGCUGUGUGCAUAUUUAUGGGGGUGUGCUUAAAUGUUGAUAAUGUCCUUGCAUACUUACGAGAAGUUCACAUUGGAACCCAUAGUUUAAAAAAAAAUACCAUUUCUACCAAUUUACAUUUUUUCUGUUGGUUUAAGAGAAGACAUUUGACAGCUUUACCUACUUCCUUCAGAUUCAUCUAGACCCAGAUUUUGAUGAGAACAGCAUCCUGAGUUGGGAUAUGUAGUGUUUUUUUGUUUGUUUUUAGUUCUGCUCUAAGUCCUAACUGUGUACAAAAUACUAAGUCAUAAUCCAUUAUACUGGAGCCCAUCGGCCACACAUUAGAUGAAAUGUCUGGACUGUAGUCUCUGAUCACUGUCACAUGUAUAAUUGCUUUUUCAUUCUGAUUUGUAGAAUAGCUUUAUAGUAGAAACACCAGUAAACAACUUUUAUACUAUUGAAAGGCUCUUUUCCCCUAAGUGUUUUAAUUGUACCAUAGUGUUUUGCCCACUGAAGAAGCUUUUUAUGGACCUUGCAACUUUGUUGCUAGCUUGAGAUUGAUUAUUGUGGUUGUAUUGUUCACUGUGUGUAGAAAUAGUUUGAGUACGAUUUAAAUAGAUUGUUCAGUUUUUAAUAUUAGCCAUAGAACUGGUUAGUAUCUCAGUAGUUUCAUGAAACGUUUCCUGUAUUCUAAUCUAUUUUGAGAAAUUUUGUGGGUUUUUUUUUAAUUGUGUCUUACAGUUCAAGUUUGUAGAUUUUAAUAAGCAACAAUUUUUAAAGAUGCAGUAACCUUCCAGUUAAUACUUACCUGUCUUUCAUGGCCCCACAAACUGCAUCUUUAAAUCCAUAAGUAAGUUUCCUUAAGUAUCACACUUUCCUGGUCUUUCAAGCUUAAUGAUAAGGGGGAAGCACAAGAAAAAUUCCAGUAGAAUACAGUUUUUAUUUUGUAAACACUAAUGUAUUAAAUUUGCUAUACAUUGAAGCAAAUAAUAUAUAUUUUUAUUUGAAUUGUAUAUAUGAAUUGGAUGUUAUAACUAGUUGAUUUUUUCAUUGUGUUCGAGGUAUUUUCACUGAACAAGGUCAAUUGGUUACCUCAGUAUUAUAGCCGAUAUAGUCCAAGGGACCAUUUCUCCCCAAGUCUACGUUGUACUUGAUCACGUGACGUCUGCGUUCCUGUGACUCUUACAUCUGUUGGUGAGGUGGGACGAGUGCACUUGCUUCCUGUGGCAAUAAAGAUUUCUGUGCCUCACA
Molecule: messenger RNA, 5585 nt
Organism: Neogale vison (American mink)
Lineage: Eukaryota; Metazoa; Chordata; Mammalia; Carnivora; Mustelidae
Gene: NAB1
Product: NGFI-A binding protein 1
Exons: 9
Coding region: 1570-3159 (529 amino acids)
Biological process (GO): negative regulation of DNA-templated transcription
Cellular component (GO): nucleus
Molecular function (GO): transcription factor binding; transcription coregulator activity
Source: RefSeq, a predicted model, not a curated record